AUGUCAGCAGAUUACCCGAAACUCUCAUGGCUUGAGAAACUUGACCUUGUACCAGCUUUUCUAUCAAUAGGUUGGGCUGCUUCGUACGCAGCUUUAGAAUGGCCCCUUCGACCUUCAUCAGGAGCCGACACCUACUAUCACCAUGUCGUCCAUGCACUGGUUAGGAGGUUUUCUCAAAGGAUGAGCUUGACACAAGCGCAAUGGAUUGAUCCCACCUUCAUGGAUGCCUACAAAAAGUGGUGCUCUAAACAUCGAAUUGUAAUGAAUGUCGCCAUCAUCUCCCAGUAUACCAAGGGCUUAUGGCUUGGUGAUCCGACAGCAGACUAUGUGAUGGUCUACUUUCAUGGUGGAGGAUUUGCAUUCGGUGGCAAUGACGGCCAUCUAUCCUUUUGGAGCACGGUAAUCGCCAAAUUGGCCACUCGAGGGGUCUCUUUGAGCGUCCUGUUCGUGGCUUACCCAGUUAUGCCGCAAGCUUUCUUUCCCCGACAGUUCCAGGAAGCGGUGAACGCAAUACGCUACGUACUGGAAGAUCUGAGUUGUUCCGCAAGUCGAGUCAUGAUUGCAGGUGACUCGGCUGGAGGCAAUCUUGCUGCUGCUGCAUUGCUACAUGCGGCUCGGCCCUCCAAUCUUGCUCCUACCUUACCAAAGAUAUCAGUCUCGCAGAAGCUCAGAGGACUCGUCUUAAUCUCGCCAUGGGUAAGCUUUGAUGUGUCGUUGCACAGUUUCGAAAGAAACCGCAACAAGGACUACCUGAAAGCAGAGACGGAAAAGCGUUGGAGCGACAUGUAUCUCAACAAACAGUCACCAUCACCCUACAACGAACCUGCUCUAGCAUCGCCCGAAGAUUGGAAAGACCUACCUGUACUAGGCGUGCUAGUGACUGCAGGAUCGAAUGAGGUCUUAAUUGACGGAAUCGAUUAUUGGGUCAAAGAUCUACAGGUUCACAAUCCAAAUGUUACAUACAAGGUGGCAAACCACGAGCCUCACGAGGCUCCACUUACCUGGCCCGUCUUUGGUGACCAUCGAGAGACGGAAACGCACAGGAACGUGAUCGAGUGGUUGGGCAGUAAUCUGAAGGUGCAGAACGAAUCGUCUACCGAUCACAAAGUCCAGAAGACUAUCUAG
Exophiala xenobiotica is the source of this 1125-nucleotide messenger RNA. RefSeq lists its product as uncharacterized. NCBI's taxonomy places the organism in Eukaryota, Fungi, Ascomycota, Eurotiomycetes, Chaetothyriales, Herpotrichiellaceae. Gene Ontology annotation, molecular function: hydrolase activity. The coding region runs from base 1 to 1125 and encodes 374 amino acids. The transcript is spliced from 6 exons. The record is from RefSeq and is a predicted model, not a curated record.